UACGACUUGCCGUGCUCUGUAUAUCUACCUCACUAAUGUCUGACAUUCGCCUGCGUAUCGAUGGACGUACAUUCCGCGACUCCCAUAACCGCGAAGUAACGCUGCAUGGCAUCAACUGUGCCGCCGAUGCCAAGUUCCCUGCGAAUCCUAACCAACCCUCACAUAUACCUGAUAACUUCUUCGAUGGAGACAACGUUUCUUUUGUGAACCGACCAUUUUCCGUGGAAGAUGCGGCAACACACUUUUCGCGGUUACGGAGUUGGGGGUACAACACCAUCCGCUACAUCUUCACCUGGGAGGCGAUAGAGCAUGCUGGACCGGGAAAGUACGACGAAGAGUGGAUAGAUCACACCAUUGCUGUGCUACGAAAGGCCAAAGAGUAUGGCUUUUACAUAUUCAUGGAUCCCCACCAGGAUGUCUGGUCACGAUUCUCUGGAGGCUCUGGGGCACCCAUGUGGACUCUUUAUGCCUGCGGUCUGGAUCCAGAGCGUUUUGCGGUUACUGAAGCUGCCCUCGUACAUAACACGUACCCAGACCCUGCGACCUACCCCAAGAUGAUCUGGACGACCAACUACACCCGCCUGGUAUGUCAAGUCAUGUGGACUCUGUUCUUUGGUGGCAGGGACUUUGCCCCAAAGGCCAUCAUAGACGGCAAAAACAUACAGGACUACUUGCAAGAGCACUUUAUCGGCGCAUGUGAGCACCUUGCGAAGCGUAUACACGAAGCUGGGGACCUCUGGCACGACCCGGUAAUUGGUUGGGAAAGCAUAAACGAGCCCAACAGAGGCCUCAUCAGCUAUCAAGACAUUACACAGAUUCCUAGCGAACAAAAGCUACAGAAGGGGACCUCGCCGACAGCUUGGCAGGCAAUACUCACCGGAUCUGGCAGGGCUUGUGAGAUCGCGACUUGGGACUUUGGUGGUUUGGGACCGUACAAGAGUGGAUCGGUUUUAGUAGAUCCUGAGGGCACACAAGCAUGGCUGUCGAAAGACUACGAUGACACCAAGUACGGCUGGAAGCGUGACGCCGGGUGGCGGCUGGGUGAGUGCUUGUGGGCGCAACAUGGGGUAUGGGACCCAGAGACCGACACAGUGCUGAAAAAGGACUACUUUGGAAUCGACCCCAAGAAUGGCGCCAAGAUCAACUACGAAUACUUUACAAACCACUACUGGCUGGCUCAUUACCGGGCUUACAGCAAAAUGGUCAAGUCUAUCUUCCCAGACUCGUUGAUGAACCGAGUGUGGAACGUGGAUGUUUUUGGGGUGCUGCGAGGAAAAUAUCUGACGCCGGCGUUCGCCAUCAAGGUUGGAGAGACUGCCAUUCGAAACUGCUUCUCACAUCAACUCAAGGCGAUCCGAGAGGAAGGUACUGAAUAUAUGGGAGUGCACCCUUGCAUUUUUACUGAAAUUGGCAUACCGUACGACAUGGACGACAAGUAUGCGUAUAAAACGGGCAACUACAGUAGCCAGAUAGCGGCACUGGAUGCCAACCACUUUGCGCUUGAAGACAGCAUGGCCAAUGGGUUUGCGCUAUGGACCUAUGUUAACUGUCAUUAUUGGGGUGACCAGUGGAACGGCGAGGAUCUAUCAAUAUUUUCCUUGGACGACAAGGCAGUGCCAGCAGGGCCGUUUUCACCAGAAGACUCUCGCGCAUCGCUCGACAAGAAUUCACCGACAUAUUCGCGGGCUCAGUCGUCGGAUACGCUCAGCGUCACGCCCAGCAACCUGCAGAAGACGGUUUCGGUGGAGCAAAUGAGGUCGACACGAACCGAGGGCGAUAUGGCUGGACUUCGGGCCGCCGAAGCCUUUAUCCGCCCUACACCUGUAGCAGUGCACGGAGACGUUUCGUCUUACGGGUUUGACCUCAGGAACUGCACUUUCAAGCUUGCGCUCUGCGCGCCAAGUUCGACAUCAGAGGAUGUUCCAACGGUGUGCUACCUGCCCGAGUUCCACUUCCCGUCAGGCCAGACAAGUGUCGAGGUCAGCGGGGGCAAGUGGACGAUUACUUCGGAAGAAACGGACGGGGCAUUGCAGCAGAUACUGCGGUGGUGGCAUGCAGAAGGCGAUCAGACGAUAACGGUCAGGGGAGUAGUGCGGAAAGCUGGCAGUGCGCUAGGGACGGAUGAGGAUGAAGGGUACCUGCAGCAGUGUCAGAAGCAGGCGUGCGCAGUCAUGUAAGCGAAGGGCAGCAAGUCGACGAUGCGUGGCUGUGGUGUUGCGGGGCCCGUGGCCAAUGCGCGGUGAUGCAAUUGUCAUGCGACGCUCAGGUCACGCAGUCAGUGUGAAGGCGCAGGGCGUGGUGGUUUUGCAAGCAUGAGGCUGGCCGGUGUUGUGUAGGUUGCUAGGCGUCUGGAGCGCAUGUGGAAACGGUUUGAUGUGA
This is a messenger RNA of Bipolaris maydis ATCC 48331, 2379 nucleotides long. Lineage: Eukaryota; Fungi; Ascomycota; Dothideomycetes; Pleosporales; Pleosporaceae. The record is from RefSeq and is a predicted model, not a curated record.